AUGAUAACAAAUCAUCCUGCUUAUCCAACUAAAGAAAUAGAUAAAUAUUAUUUAUAAACUAAAUUACCUGAGUAUUUAUAAAAUAUUCAUUUAGAUAUUAAACAGUUCCAACUAAUAAUCAUUAAAAGAAAACUCAUGAUUAUUAUAAUGAUAAUACCCAUAUUUGGAACAAUCCUCAUUAAACCAAAUCUAAUGCAAAAAUAUUUACUUAAUUAAAAUAAUAAUAAUAAAGAGGAGAGAAAAGAAUUAAAACAAUGCUUGAACUUUAAUAAUAAGAUAAAUAUGAUUUAUAGAAGAACAAAAUCAUUUAUUAUAAUCUUGCAAGAGAUGAAGAUUUAAAUAGAUUGUAAUAAAGAAAGAUUGAAAGAGGAAGCCUUUAAAGUUUAAGUUAAUAAUAAAAUGAUGUUUAAAUAGACAAAAUUGUUUUAAAACCUAUCUUAUCAAAAACUGCACUUUUAGGUAGGCCAGAUCAUUUAUGGAAUAAAUUAAAUUAAUAAUCUUAAAAACAAAUCAAUCUUCUCAUUAAUCCUAAAAUUCUUAAAAUGGAAGAAUAAGGAGUAAUGAUUAUUAGUGAAAAAAUUAAGAAAGAUCUGCAAAUUGAACAUAUUAAAGAAGAUUUGAGACUGAAAAAUAUGGAUUUUAUUAAACAGUAAAGUACUCGUCGAAGAAUUCUUAAUCUUGAAUUAGAAAUUAGAAGUGGAAUAUCACCUUCAAGAUAAAGUUUUUAAAGAGGAACCACAGCAUAAACUAAAUAAUCUAAAGAAAUUAUUGAAUCAACACUUCAAUAAUUAGAAAAACAAUAAUAUUCUUAAACUUUAUAAUAAUUUCAGAAUCAAAUUCUAACUUCAACUAUCAAAAAUUAAAUUAUUAGACCAUAUACUGUAGGAAGUGUACUAAAUUAAGAUUUCAAUUCUAUCUCAUUUAAUACUGCUUAAACAAUAACAAAUGAAUCAAAAUAAAUCCCCUAGUCUAACUAACCAUAAAUCUCUCCUUUAUUAAUUUUAAGUAGGUAUUGCUAAUUUUAUAUCUUAGUUAAAAAUCUAAAUCUAAUUCUACAUUAUCCUAUAAACAUCCGCUUGAUAGAACUGAAUAUAAGGGUUUAUUAUUAUGCUAAGCAGUAGAAUAGACAGAAAGUAAUUUCAGUAGAACUUUAUAAGCCAAUAGUUCUUUGUUAAAGGAUACUUCGAUUUAUUUAAAUAAAAGUAAAUAAUAGAUGCAUCCUAAAAAAAGAAGAUAAAUUAAAUCUCUCAAUCUUCAAAAUAGCUAAAAGAAAAAUGAUUCAAAUGAUUUAAAAAAUGUAAAUAAUAUGUUGGACAGUUUUGAAAGAAAAUUAUAUAAAUCUCGUAAUUUUGAUGAGGAAUGA
Paramecium sonneborni is the source of this 1363-nucleotide messenger RNA. The record is from the annotation of a GenBank genome assembly. Lineage: Eukaryota; Ciliophora; Oligohymenophorea; Peniculida; Parameciidae.